CUUGUUCCCCAAGUGGUGGGAAUUGCCUUCUACCUCAAGAUCUAAAAACCGAUUAUUGUUUUUUCCUUUUCCUUUUUUUUUCUUUUUAAUUUCAUUUCAUUUCAUUUCCUUUUUUCUUCUUCUUCGCCGUCUAGGUUUUAACAAACAAAAAAUCACACAAACAAAAAAACAUUAUAAACUAAAUCAAAAAAACAAAAAAAAAAUCCUUUGUGACAAUAUGGGUGCUUCUUCUUGCUAUUCUAAGCUGCUCACCACCUGCGCACGUUAGCAAACAUUACCUCAAUAAAAUUAGUUUUUAUUUUUGCAUCGUCAUGUCAAGAUGAAGGUAAAUGCCUACAAAUAAGUGAAAGAAGCCAAUUUGUUUGGAUAUGAACGAGCAGCACCCUAAGCAAUGUGGCGUGUUCACAUCAGAGUCCAAUUGCCAGGUCACAUAAAAGAACAGAAACAAGUGGAGCGUAUGAAGUUACUUUAAUACCAAAAAUCUCCACCACUCUGCCCAAAAAAAAUGGUAAUGUAGAAACGGAAAGGUUGGAAAUGAAUGAGCAAAAUUGUAUUAUUCAAUACAUCAAAUCUCUUGUUCUGGAACUCUUCCUUUCUUCUCUUGAAACCUAGAUUCUUUAGAAUUGGUAGUAUUAAAAGAAUUGCACAAUCCCUUGAAAAAAGUCAGAGAAAUGCUUAUUCAGGAGAAAAACAUGGAUUGCUUUUUAGGGUCGGUAUAUGUAUUUCAAAGUACAGAUAUUAUGGGCAAUACACAUCUUCUACUAGAGGAUGUGCUUCAUUUACUGGGUACAGAGUACAAAACGGAAUGUACAACAAUUUUCACAAGAUACAGCCAGCCACUUCGUCAAACAAUUCUAUAGAACAUCAUGCCCGACUUGCUUGGAGGAGGUUCUUACUGACUUCUCCGUGCAGGGGAAGAACUUUUAUGCCACUAAGUAGAAUUGCUCAAGCAGUUAGUUUGGCUUUAUGCCGCUCUGCGGUUCUUGUUCCUGGUAUUUUUGCCCUAAGAUAUGGAAAGAAUGUAGCAGUGGCAGAGGCAGAGGCCCUGCCGGUUGUGGACCUUUCCUCGCCAAGGAAUACAUUUUAUCUACGUGCACAAGAUAGUCAUGCUGUAUUUACGCGACUAAUCUUUUCAGCAUUUGAAGGUGUUGUUCUUUUGGUGAGAGCUUUUUGUUUAGCAAUCCUGUUUUCGCCGAGCAUUGCAAUGGCUCCGUUCGCGGAAGUUCUGGGUCCCAGGUACAGGAAAAUAUGGCUUCAAGUUGUUCACCGGACUCUCGAAAGAGCAGGUCCAGCAUUUAUAAAAUGGGGCCAAUGGGCGGCUACACGGCCGGAUCUUUUCCCAAAAGACUUGUGUGCUGAGCUGACAAAGCUUCAUUCAAAAGCUCCUGAACAUAACUUCGCCUACACAAAAAAAGCUGUCGAAAAAGCUUUUGGUCGCAAGCUUUCCGAGAUUUUUGACGAUUUUGAGCAGACCCCUGUAGCAUCUGGAAGUAUAGCUCAAGUGCAUCGUGCUACCUUGAGGUCUAGAUACACUGGUCGAGUGAUCAAGCCCAUGAAAGUGGCAGUGAAGGUUAGACACCCUGGAGUUGGUGAAUCAAUUAAAAGAGAUUUUGAGAUUAUCAAUGUGGCUGCAAAAUUAUCAGGGUUCAUUCCAUCACUUCAGUGGCUUAGAUUGGAUGAAAGUGUCCAGCAAUUUGCCGUCUUUAUGAUGUCACAAGUUGACCUAGCUAGAGAAGCUGCCCAUCUAAGUCGUUUUAUUUAUAAUUUUCGAAGAUGGAAAAAUGUCUCUUUCCCUAAGCCUGUUUAUCCAUUAGUACAUCCUGCCGUGCUGGUGGAAACUUUUGAGGAAGGGGAAAGUGUCGCCCACUAUGUUGAUGAACUUCAGGGUCAUGCGCGACUUAAGAGUGCUCUUGCUCAUAUUGGAACUCAUGCACUUCUCAAGAUGCUUCUGGUUGACAACUUCAUGCAUGCAGACAUGCAUCCAGGAAAUAUUCUUGUCCGUGUAUCACAGCACAAGUCCUCUCAGAAACGUAUAUUCAAGUCAAAGCCCCAUGUGAUUUUCCUUGAUGUAGGCAUGACUGCUGAACUUUCACAGAACGAUAAGUUGAAUUUGCUUGAAUUCUUUAAGGCUGUCGCUCGUCGAGAUGGUUCCACUGCAGCUCGGUGUACCUUAAAUCUAUCAAAGAAGCAGAAUUGCCCUAAUCCAGAUGCCUUCAUUAAGGAAGUGAAAGAGUCAUUUGAUUUUUGGGGGACACCGGAAGGAGACUUCGUCCAUCCUGCAGACUGCAUGACACAACUACUUGAACAAGUGAGGCGUCACAGAGUGAACAUUGAUGGCAACGUGUGCACAGCGAUGGUUACAACUUUAGUCCUGGAGGGCUGGCAACGGAAACUUGAUCCUGAUUAUAAUAUAAUGCGCACACUACAGACGUUGCUUCUCAAAGCCGACUGGGCAAAAGAUCUUUCCUACACAAUUGAACAGGUCAUGGCUCCAUGAAACUUCCUUCAUGUUACUGCAAACGAAUCGUCUCAUGAAUCCUGAUAUACAACACACAAAUGUAUAUUUUAGCCCCAAUAGACCAAAAUCAUGUCUAGUUUUACAUUUUAACCAUUUAGCUGGCCACAUAUCCGCCUCGGAAGAUUUUGUUAGGGAAACAUCUUAUAUAUAUAUAUAUCGAUCACGAAUAAUACUGACCUCCGGAGUUUGACACUCGCGGCAACAAUUGCAAAAGGAAGUGUAAUAACUUCCUAAGUUAAUUCAUUGAUUUUUCUUUUUUAGUUUUAGUUUUUUUGAAGGGAAAAGAUAGACAAAGACAUUAGAGUUUUGUUCUCAUCUCUACAGUUUUCCUCUCAAUGUAUGUAAUUUUGCCAGUUUUUGUUGUGCUUUAUUUUUCUAUAUUAGAAGGGAAAGAGCAAUUUUGUGUGAAGCUGUUAUUGUUGGUUGCUAUUGUUAAGCUGUUGAAAGAACAAAACUUAUAUAUAUAGGCAGCAUAUUUGUCAUC
Capsicum annuum is the source of this 3002-nucleotide messenger RNA. Its product is annotated as probable serine/threonine-protein kinase abkC. The transcript has 6 exons. Lineage: Eukaryota; Viridiplantae; Streptophyta; Magnoliopsida; Solanales; Solanaceae. Bases 539 to 2497 code for a protein of 652 amino acids. The record is from RefSeq and is a predicted model, not a curated record.